CACUGAUAUGCGGCACUGAUUGGUGGCACUGAUUGGUGGCACUGAUAGGUGACACUGAUAAUGGGUACUGAUAGACAGCACUGAUAGGUGGCACUGACAUCACUGCUGGGCACUGACUCGCGGCACUGACUGGCACAACCGCUGGGCACUGACUGGUGGCACUGACUGGCAGCACUGCUGGGCUGCACUGAUGGGUGGCACUGGUGGGCACAGGUGGAACUGGUGGGCACAGGUGGGUGGCACUGGUGGGCACAGGUGGGUGGAACUGGUGGGCACAGGUGGGUGGCACUGGUGGGCACAGGUGGGUGGCACUGGUGGGCACAGGUGGGUGGGCACAGGUGGGUGGCACUGGGCACAGGUGGGUGGCACUGCUGGGCACAGGUGG
Molecule: messenger RNA, 385 nt
Organism: Staurois parvus
Lineage: Eukaryota; Metazoa; Chordata; Amphibia; Anura; Ranidae
Source: the annotation of a GenBank genome assembly